This is a messenger RNA of Phacochoerus africanus (Common warthog), 3096 nucleotides long. Its product is annotated as protocadherin beta-2-like. Bases 175 to 2577 code for a protein of 800 amino acids. Gene Ontology annotation, biological process: homophilic cell-cell adhesion. Gene Ontology annotation, cellular component: plasma membrane. Lineage: Eukaryota; Metazoa; Chordata; Mammalia; Artiodactyla; Suidae. The record is from RefSeq and is a predicted model, not a curated record. Gene Ontology annotation, molecular function: calcium ion binding. The transcript has a single exon.
CAGAUGCUCCGCCCGCAAAAGCAAGCAGGAAGAGGAGGUUUUCCGAGGUGGUGCUCCGGAAAAUCAGGGCCCUAGACCUCUCCACUUAUCCCAAUUAUCUGCGUGAUACUAGAAGAUAGAUCAGCGACAACGCGAGCCCCAUCUGGGUCAGGUUUGCUGGGAGACCGGAAGGCAAUGGAGGCCGGAGAGAGGAAGGAACGCUUUCUGAAACAAAGGCAAGUCUUGAUAUUCUUUGUUUUGCUGGGCAUCUCUCGGGCUGGUUCGGAGCCUAGGCGCUACUCAGUGGCGGAGGAAACGGAGAGUGGCUCCUUUGUGGCCAAUCUGUUGAAAGACCUGGGGCUGGAGGUCAGUGAUCUAGCUGCGCGGGGUGCCCAGGUCGUUUCCAAAGGGAAAAAAAUGCAUUUGCAUUUUGAUAGGCAGACGGGGGAUUUGCUGUUAAAUGAGAAACUGGACCGGGAGGAGCUGUGCGGCCCUACGGAGCCCUGUGUGCUACCUUUCCAGAUAUUAUUGGAAAAUCCCUUGCAGUUUUUCCAGGCUGAGCUACAGAUUAGGGACAUAAACGAUCACUCCCCAGUUUUCCUAGACAAAGAAAUAAUUUUGAAAAUUCCAGAAAGCAUUGCUCCAGGAACUGCUUUUCUAAUUGAACGUGCCCAGGACUUAGAUGUAGGAAGCAACAGUCUCCAAAGUUACACAGUCAGCCCCAAUUCCCACUUCCAUCUUAAAUUACAAGACAGUUCCGACGGCACAAUAUUACCACAGCUGGUGCUGGACAAAGCCCUGGAUCGCGAGGAACAGCCUGAGGUCAGAUUAACCCUCACCGCCCUGGAUGGAGGGACUCCACCUAGGUCUGCGACCGCCUUAAUCCGCGUUGAAGUCCUGGACGUCAAUGAUAAUGCCCCUGCGUUUGCAAAGCUGCACUAUGAGGUGCAAGUCCUGGAAAACAGCCCCAUUGGAUCCCAGGUUGCCAUCGUCUCUGCCAGAGAUUCAGAUGCUGGACUCUACGGAGAAAUAUCUUACGUAUUUUCCCAAGCAUCUGAAGAUAUUCGCAAAACAUUUCGAAUAAAUGAAAAAUCAGGAGAACUCCUUUUAACACAGGAACUGGAUUUUGAAUCUAUUCAGACCUAUACAUUAAAUAUUCAGGCAACAGAUGGUGGGGGCCUUUCUGGAAGUUGUGUGGUGUUUGUCCAGGUGGUAGACCUGAAUGACAACCCCCCAGAACUGAUCAUGUCAACACUCGUCAAUGAGAUCCCGGAAAACUCGAAGGAGACCGUAAUUGCUGUAUUCAGUGUUUCAGAUCCUGACUCAGGAGACAAUGGAAGAAUGGUCUGCUCCCUUCAAGAAGAUCUUCCUUUUACUCUUACGCCUUCUGUGGAGAAUUUUUACACUCUAGUGUCAGAAAGCGGGCUGGACAGAGAAAGUCAAGCCGAGUACAACAUCACUAUCACCGUCACCGACCUGGGGACCCCCCGGCGGCACACCCAGCACAACCUGACCGUGCGCGUGGCCGACGUCAACGACAACGCGCCCGCCUUCAGCCAGCCCGCCUACACCCUGCGCGUCCGCGAGAACAACAGCCCCGCCCUGCACAUCGGCACCGUCCGCGCCACCGACGCCGACGCGGGCGCCAACGCCCAGCUCACCUACUCGCUGCUGCCGCCCUCCGACCCGCACCUGCCCCUCGCCUCGCUCGUGGCCAUCAACCCCGACACCGGCCAGCUCUUCGCCCUGCGCGCCCUCGACUACGAGGCCCUGCGCGCCUUCGACUUCCAGGUGCGCGCCGCCGACCGCGGCGCGCCCGCGCUCAGCAGCCAGGCGCGGGUGCGCGUGCUCGUGGCCGACGCCAACGACCACGCGCCCGUCGUGCUCUACCCGCCGCAGAACGCCUCGGCGCCCUGCCCCGAGCUGCUGCCCCGGGCGGCCGAGCCGGGCUACCUGCUGGCCAAGGUGGUGGCGGUGGACGGCGACGCGGGCCAGAACGCCUGGCUGUCCUACCGCCUGCUGCAGGCCACCGAGCCCGGGCUCUUCGGCGUGGGCGCGCACAGCGGCGAGGUGCGCACGGCCCGCCCGCUGAGCGAGCGCGACGCGCCCCGGCAGCGGCUGCUGCUGCUGGUGCGGGACCACGGCGAGCCGCCGCUCUCGGCCAGCGUCGCGCUGCACGUGCUGCUGGUGGACGGCUUCUCGCAGCCCUACCUGCCGCCGCCCGAGGCCCCCGGCCGCGCGCCGGGCGCCGGCGCGGACGAGCCGCUCACCGUCUCGCUGGUGGGGGCGCUGGCGUGCGUGUCGGCGCUGCUGGUGGGGUCGCUGCUGGCCUUGGGGGCGGGGCGGCUGUGCCGGCGGGGCGGGGCGGCCUCGGCGGGGGGCGGCUCGGGGCCCGCGGAGGGCGGCGUCGCGGGCCAGCUGCUGGACGUGGGCGGCACGGGGACCCUGGCCCACGGCUACCGCUACGAGGUGUGCCUGGCGGGGAGCUCAGGGACUUUCAAGUUCCUCAAGCCUGUCAUCCCCAGCUCCCUUGCUCAGGGUGAGGAGAGGGUUAGCGAGGAAAACCCCAAUUUCAGGAAUAGCUUUGAAUUCAGUUAAGUAUUAAGAGUCUAUGAUGCUUAGUCUCAGUUAAUUUGUGGAAAGUCCUUUUUUACUGCCUUGCCCACUGGGGUUGUUUUUAUUUUAAAUAUAACUUAAACCAAUUCAGUGCAUGUUACUGGUGUUUCUCCAGGUGCUGCUCUGAGGUGUAAUGAAUGCAAAUUUUCUUUUGUUUCCUUACUGUUGAUUAGUCUCACUGUAACUUAAUUCAAUUUAAAGCGUGAAAUUCUGUAUUUUCACUAGCCUUUAAUUUUUAAGUUAGAGCACUCCCCCUUUUCCCCCCCAAAAUUCACCUCCCACAGUCCCUGGGUUAUUUUCUCAGUCUUACAUUUUUAAAGGUUUGCUAUAAGUAUAUGGGGUUCUUUUCCCUACCCAGAAUAUUUGUAUUUGUGUAUCUCUUAUGCUAGUUUAACUUUCUUCCUGUGAAUUCACAUUGGCUAAAGCCAUUAACGUGGGUAUAUGCGUGAAUAACAAGGCACCCUUGCACACUUUUCUAAAUAUAUACUUCCUUAAAGUGUU